UUAUUUGCACUUUCUAAGAUGAAUCAGUGAAAAUAGGUACACCUUACAAUUGUUUUUGGCGAAACAAAUGUUUAUAAUGUGACACUGUAGCAGUACAGUUUGCAUUUAUGAUUUAGAUUUACAAUAAGUAGAAUUAUAACCGAGUAUUUAAUUUUGGCACUUCAAGAAUUUUGGCUUGUAUUAGCAGCACAGUGGGUAUUUGUGUGUUUUUGUAAAUAUAUCUACGUUUACUUACUUGUUCAUCAAGAAAACGUAAAUAAAGUUUUGAUUAUCACACAUGUAUACCCAUGUACAUGAGCAAAUUAAAGUAAUUAGCAAGUGUCCAAGCUGUUUAAUUUUGGUGCUCUCUAUCAAGCCGUUGAUCAAGAUGAUCAAUGUUUUGCACAAUGAGGAAUAAAAUGCCACAGUUUCGUCGUAAGAAAUCAACAAAGUCGUUUCCUGUUAAAGUUUGCACCUUGGAUGCUGAGCUUGAAUUCAAUUUAGAGUGGCGGGCUACUGGAAGGGAUUUAUUUGACCUGGUGUGUCGUACCAUUGGACUACGAGAAACAUGGUAUUUUGGUCUCCAGUACGAAGAUUCGAAAGGCUUCAUAUCAUGGCUAAAAUUGGACAAAAAAGUGCAAGAUCAAGGUAUUUCACAACAAUCGACAACUCCGUUUAUGUUCCUUGCCAAAUUUUAUCCAGAAGAUGUUGCAGAAGAGCUUGUACAAGAAGUGACACAACACCUUUUUUAUCUCCAGGUUAAACAAGCUAUACUUUCGAUGGAUAUUUACUGUCCCCCGGAAGCUUCUGUUUUGUUGGCUUCGUAUGCUGUUCAAGCAAAGUAUGGAGACUAUGAUGAGGCAUCAUAUCAACCAGGAAUGCUGGCUAGUGAAGACUUGCUGCCACAAAGAGUUAUCGAUCAAUAUCAAAUGACGCCUGAAAUGUGGGAAGACAGAAUUAAAAUUUGGUAUGCUGAUCAUAAAAACAUGUCUAGGGACGAAGCGGAAAUAGAAUAUCUAAAAGUGGCACAAGAUUUGGACAUGUAUGGCGUUAACUAUUUUCCUAUAAGUAAUAAAAAAGAAACCAACUUGUGGCUUGGAGUGACUGCUCUGGGAUUGAACAUUUACGAAAAGGAAAACAAACUGACACCAAAGACAACGUUUGCGUGGUCGGAGAUACGGCACAUAAGCUUUGACGACAAAAAGUUCAUCAUUAAGCCCGUGGACAAGUCGUCGCCGAAUUUCGUCUUCUUCUCGCAGAAAGUUCGCAUGAACAAACUGGUAAAAAAUAAGUCUAAUGUUGGGCGCUGGGUGAAGGGUGGCUUACAGGUAGCUUUAGGUUUGGACGAAUGUAAUAGUGAAAAGGCCAUUCGCGCCUCAUUUGUUAAGAUCCUAGACUUGUGCAUCGGCAACCAUGAUCUGUUUAUGAGACGCCGGAAGCCCGACUCCAUGGAGGUCCAGCAAAUGAAGGCUCAAGCCAAGGAAGAAAAAUCUCGGAGACUUAUUGAAAGAACAAAACUGCAAAGAGAAAAACAGCUUAGAGAAGCUGCCGAAAGAGAAAAAGCUGCUAUGGAGCAAAGGCUCAUGCAAUACCAAGAAGAAAUAAGGCUUGCAAAUGAAGCUCUAAGACGAUCAGAGGAAACUGCUGAUUUACUAGCGGAAAAAAGUCGUGUCGCAGAAGAGGAAGCCAUGCUGUUGAGUCAAAAAGCUUCAGAGGCCGAGCAAGAAAUAACGCGUAUUCGGUUGAAUAAUAUGAAAACUGAAGAAGAAAAAGUUCAUUUAGAGCAAAAAACUAGGGAUGCUGUUCGCCUCACGGAAAUGUUGGUCCAAGAAUCCGAGAAACGCGCUCUCGAAGAAAAAAAACUUAAAGACGAGCUUUUACGAGCGCGUAUAGCUGAAAAAGAAGCUAAAGAAAAACUUCUCGAAUUUUUGAGCAGAAAUUCUUAUACGUCGCCUAUAACACCCGUGCCAAAUCUCUUUCCAUCCACGCAAGUUCUUCAUACAGAUCUUCAAAGUGAUUUACACAACCUUCAAUUAGAAUCGGAACCAUUAUCACCCGGGGUUAAUUGUUACGAUUUGAUUGCGGAUAGUGACGUUGAUCAGCUUUCUAUUGAAAUUGAAAAAGAAAGAGUUGAUUACUGGGAGAAAAGUAAAAAUUUACAGGAACAAUUGCGGGAGCUUCGAACCGAAAUAGAAGUACUGAAAGUAGAUGAGAAACAGUGCGAAUUAGAUCAGCUGCAUGAAGAACAAGUGAGACUUGGCGAAAAUAAAUAUAGUACUUUGAAAAAAGUUAAGUCAGGCUCGACGAAAGCACGAGUUGCCUUUUUUGAGGAAUUGUAGUCUUAAUACAAUAACUUUUGCAAAUAGCGAAAUUUUCGUGUUUUAUAGCAGUAUCUAUUUUUUAAUAACAUGAACAAUGUGCUAUUUAAGUGAUUAUUUAACUCUGUAUUAUAGAUGUAGAAUUAUAGUUAUGCAUGACUUCGAAAUAUCACGACAAUGACAAAAAAGCAGUGAUUUAGGCUGUGCUGACGUCACUACGCAUAUAAUUAAAUACGCACAUGAAAACUGCUACUAAAAAUUGUCGUGCCGAUGUAUUAAUUAAUUUUACGGUUUUAUUUAAUUUUAACUAGAAACCUAUACUUUCAACAACCCAAGUUAUUGCUUAAUGGUGCAAAAGUACGCCGGUGAAUAUUAAUCAAUAUUUGAUUGUGCAAACGAAAUUCUGAAAAAUUCGAUAUUCCACAAAAUAAUUUUUAUACAUUUUAAAUGUAAACGUUUUAUACAUUGGAAAGAUGAAAAUAAGAUAAAGUGCCUUAUAUUUUAUAAUUAUAUUCAUGUUAAAAUAAAGAUUAUUCA
Molecule: messenger RNA, 2834 nt
Organism: Copidosoma floridanum
Lineage: Eukaryota; Metazoa; Arthropoda; Insecta; Hymenoptera; Encyrtidae
Gene: Mer
Product: ezrin/radixin/moesin family protein merlin
Cellular component (GO): cytoskeleton
Molecular function (GO): actin binding
Source: RefSeq, a predicted model, not a curated record